Paralichthys olivaceus (Japanese flounder) is the source of this 4612-nucleotide messenger RNA. RefSeq names its product adenosine monophosphate deaminase 2b (gene ampd2b). NCBI's taxonomy places the organism in Eukaryota, Metazoa, Chordata, Actinopteri, Pleuronectiformes, Paralichthyidae. The record is from RefSeq and is a predicted model, not a curated record. Gene Ontology annotation, molecular function: AMP deaminase activity. Gene Ontology annotation, biological process: IMP salvage; AMP metabolic process. Gene Ontology annotation, cellular component: cytosol.
UCUAUCUUCUUUUUCUCCUCCUCUCCGGCGCUCUGUACUCUACAGUUCUGACUCACUCUAACCUUCUUUUCCCAUCCGAGCCACGCUGAGCCACACUGCCUGGGAAAAUGUCCUCCAACCUGCCCUCUGGGACUACAGCUGGGGCCACCGGGGCCAAGAAUAAGCCCGUCUCCCCUUUCAGGAAGCGGGGCAGCCUGCAGUACACAGCCAGCACAGUUGAUCUCCGUGGUAAGCGCCACCUCCUCACUUCCCAGCAUUCCUUGCCUGGGAUCCCGGUGGCCUUGAAACAGUCCAUUGACCUGCGUACAUCCAUGGACGGGAAGUACAAGGAGAUUGCCGAAGAGCUGUUCUCCCGCAGCCUGGCAGAGAGUGAGAUGCGUAGCGCCCCCUAUGAAUUUCCAGAGGAUAGCCCCAUCGAGCAGCUGGAGGAGCGACGGCAUCGCCUUGAGCGUCAGAUCAGCCAGGAUGUAAAGUUUGAGCCUGACAUCCUCCUGAGAGCCAAGCAGGAGUUCAUGAAGACUGACAGUGCCACUGAUCUCGAAUAUAUGAAGGAGCAGAGCCAAGCGCCUGAGCUGCAGGAGCGAGAACUGGUCCCAGAGAAAGAGUACCAGAGAGUCUCGAUCUCUGGGGAGGAGAAAUGUGGGGUCCCCUUCACAGAUCUGUUGGACGCGGCCAAAUGUGUGGUGAAGGCUCUGUUCAUCAGACAGAAGUACAUGGGUUUGUCCCUGCAGAGCUUCUGCAGGACCACCGCUCGUUACCUGCAGGAGCUCAGUGAGAGACCCCUGGACCUGGACGUUUACGAGGAGGAGUUCACAGUCACAGCAGAUGCCACAGUGCACCCACCUGUGUCUGAAAAGCACCCGUAUGAGAACCAGGACGCUUCCAGCAUGCCCCCUGACAUGGGUUAUGGCUGCAAGAUGGUGGAUGGUGUCAUGCAUGUGUACACAACAAGGAGCAUUAUGGAAAAGAGCACAGAGCUGGACCUGCCAUAUCCAGACCUGCAGGAGUACAUCGCUGAUAUGAACGUGAUGAUGGCCCUCAUCAUCAAUGGCCCAGUAAAAUCCUUCUGUUACCGUCGCCUGCAGUAUCUUAGCUCCAAGUUCCAGAUGCACAUCCUGCUGAACGAGAUGAAAGAGCUUGCAGCGCAGAAGAAAGUUCCACAUCGAGACUUUUACAAUAUCCGGAAGGUUGACACACAUAUACACGCCUCGUCCUGCAUGAACCAGAAGCACCUUCUUCGCUUUAUCAAGAGGGCCAUGAAGAAGUACCCAAAGGAUAUUGUUCAUGUGGAAAGAGGGAAGGGUCAGACACUCAUGGAGGUGUUUGAGAGCAUGAACCUGACAGCGUUUGACCUGAGUGUGGACACCCUGGACAUGCACGCAGACCGUAACACGUUCCAUCGAUUUGAUAAGUUCAAUGCCAAAUACAAUCCCAUCGGCGAGUCCAUCCUGAGAGAGAUCUUCAUCAAAACAGACAACUACAUCGAGGGGAAGUACUUUGGUCACAUGAUUAAGGAGGUGAUGGCUGACCUGGAGGAGAGCAAGUACCAGAAUGUAGAGCUCAGGCUGUCGAUCUACGGCCGCUCAAGAGAUGAGUGGGACAAACUGGCCAAGUGGUCUGUCAAGCAUCAGGUCUACUCCCACAACGUGCGCUGGCUUGUUCAAGUGCCACGACUCUUUGACGUCUACCACACAAAGAGACAACUGUGCAACUUCCAAGAGAUGUUGGAGAACAUCUUCAUGCCUCUGUUUGAGGUCACAGUCAACCCUGGCAGCCACCCAGAGCUGCACCUCUUCCUUCAACAUGUGGUGGGUUUCGACAGUGUGGACGAUGAGUCCAAACCAGAGCAACACAUCUUCAACCUGGACAGUCCGCUGCCAGUCAACUGGACAGAGGAGGACAACCCGCCCUAUUCCUACUACCUCUACUAUAUGUAUACAAACAUGACUGUGCUGAACCACCUGCGCAGGCAGCGGGGGUUCCACACAUUUGUCCUACGUCCUCACUGUGGCGAAGCUGGGCCAAUCCAUCACCUGGUGUCUGGGUUCAUGCUGUCAGAGAACAUCUCCCACGGGCUGCUGCUCAGGAAGGCUCCUGUGCUGCAGUACUUGUACUACCUGGCUCAGAUAGGCAUCGCCAUGUCCCCUCUGAGCAAUAACAGCCUGUUCCUCAGCUACCAUCGCAACCCUCUGCCUGAGUACUUGUCCAGAGGCCUCAUGGUCUCUCUGUCCACAGACGACCCUCUGCAGUUUCACUUCACCAAGGAGCCCUUGAUGGAGGAGUACAGUAUUGCUACUCAGGUGUGGAAGCUCAGCUCUUGUGAUAUGUGUGAACUGGCCAGAAACAGUGUUCUGAUGAGCGGAUUCACUCAUAAGGUGAAGAGCUCCUGGCUUGGCCCCCACUACAUCAUGGAGGGACAGGAGAGUAACGACAUCAGACGCACCAACGUUCCAGACAUCCGCGUGGCGUACCGUUACGAGACCAUGUGUGAGGAGCUGAAUUUAAUCACACAGGCCAUCCGCACAGACGAGCUGGAGACCAUCGAGGAGGAGGGCAGUCUGUGCAUGGGCGCCACGCAGGCAGAGAAAUGAACGAGCGGCACAACCUUAACAAACUUACUCACUACAUUCCCUGUUUCCACAUGAGGACUUUGUACAGAUUUCCAUAAAAACAUAUCACAUCUAUGAAAAGAGAAGAGAUUUCUAAUAAGACUGUGAGAGUUGCUGCUGUAGCAAUAAGAGAGAGGACCUACAAUCUGUGGACCCAAGGUGUCCACUUCCUUUAGUCACUCUUUUGUUUAUUUGUUGUGGUUAGUUCACAAUGUCUCCUGAUGUAUUUAUUUUGAGAUUAUUAUAUUUUCAUGGUUUGUGGUCUCAAUUCGUCAGAGGAUGUGGACAAAGGCUGCAUUUCCAUUAGUAACCCCACAAAUUACUCAGCCCAUUAGAGCAUUUCAUACACUGGAUUCAACACUGACUGAUGAUGAUCAAUUUUUCAAAGUAAGAGUCUCCUCAGUUCACAGGGCUGUGGCUGACACUGAAACGCUGAGGUUAUUUUUGUGAGAUCUUUACCAGCAAAUCCUCAUAUAAUUCUACAGUUAAAAAUCAAAUAUUUAAACCCUUCAAUAUGUUUACAUACUAGUCCAUGACAAAUGUAAUUUAAAUAACUAUAUCCUGGUACUAGUUGUACAGGAAAACUACAUAACCACUCUCUUCUCUUGAGAGAACUUAAAUAAAACGUACAAAUAUAAAUGUCUGCGAGGUGAAUAAAUAAGAUGUGAACAAUACAAAUAAUAAAAUAUUGUUUGGAGUUGAGUUGAGCGAAAGGCAAGGCUUCACCUGGUAACCUCAGUGUUUCUACAGUCCUGGCCAUAGCCCUGUCUACCUAUCAGCCUUUGCAAAAUUCUGUUUAAUAUGUGAUGCAAAAACUUUUAAAUAAUCAUUCACAUAACAACACCUCAUUCUCUAUCACUGAGAGAAAGCUCCAUGUCUUCAGUACCCCAGCUAUACUGUCGUAUUAACAACAUAUUUCCUACAGCUGCUCCUUGUGAUAUCCAUGCUAUCUUUUUUUGCAGACCACAGUGGAUUGCAUGAAAGCACAUCAGUAUUUGUGUCUGGUGUCCAGUGUGGCUACUCCUUUGCAGCAUCUGAUCAUGUUUUCAUGUCUCAACUAAACUGCACCUCUCAACUGAGACCAUCUGUCUUUUACACACAAGUCGUAAAAUAGAAACAUCUCUGAGUCAUAGUCCAGUGAACGAGGCAUCAUCUCAACUUUUGUCAAAUACAUAAAUAAACUAAUUUCCAGAGAACUGAGAGUGGGCUAACUUACUACAGACACUGAGUGUAUCAAGUUGGAGCAGAUAAAUGUUUAAUAAACAAUUACUUUUUAGAAAAAUAAUGUAAUGUAGAAAAGACAGAAGACAUUGCAGCAGAUGUGUGCGACCACUGAUCUGAUUGCAACAGAGGAUGACAAGGAUGAGUAGUGUGCUUGAUGAGACAAGUGGACCAUUCCAAUCAAUUGUUGUGUUAAAGGCGUCCCUGCAACAUGUUACAUUUCUAGAGAAGUGCUUGUAGGGAGCAUUUUACCCCAAAAUGUAGUAUACAUGAGUAUCUAUGGCAUCAAUUCAAUGCAGGAGUAUAAAUUUAGGAUUAUGUCUGUGUAGCUGUAUAAAGAUUCGUCCACAAACAAUCUCCAUAGAGGUUUUAUGAGGAGCUUGGUUCUUUAAUUUUAGAGAUAGAAUCAGUGGCAGAGAAUAACAAAUGGCAAAAGGAUGGAGCUUCCUUGAAUAGAGCGAGAAAGCAGAGUGAUAUUUCGUUUAGUUUCUUCAUUAGUUCUCUUUGUGUCACCAUUAUAGAGAAACUGCAGCCUGGGAAGCAUCAGUUGUUUUUGCUACUGCAAAGAUACCGUAAACUAUUCUAGACUCAUCGAUCAUCUAUCCAUAUCAUCCUUAAGGUUUUAUCUUAAGCCUCAUGCACUUAUUAAUACUUGUCCUUUAUGCUUGUGCAACACUCAUGCAUGAAAAAUACAUGCGUCACCCACAGAGAAUUGUAUGUGCUGUCUGUGAAAUAUAAUUUAUUGACAUUUGUGUCCAUGAAGAAUAAAUGUUGGAAUUGUU